GAGUUGUAGUUUUUCCGGCUCUGUUGGGGACGCCCGGAAGGGUUAUUGUGGUUGGGGUCUCCAAGAGGCAAUUGCUUUGGUUCGCGACAGCUGGCACCAUGUCCCGCCUGUCGGUGCCCUGUCACGUGAAAGGCGCAGUAGCCCUGCAGAUCGGCGACGUGCGGACUGUCCAAGGCCGGCCUGGCGUGCUGGUCAUCGAUGUCACUUUCCCUAGCAUGGAGCCUUUCGAGUUGCAGGAGAUCACAUUUAAGAAUUACUACACAGCCUUUUUGACUAUCCGUGUCCGUCAGCAUACCUCAGCACACACACAAGCUAAGUGGGUGACCUGCCUGCGGGACUACUGUCUGAUGCCUGACCCACACAGUGAGGAUGGAGCCCAGGAAUAUGUAUCACUAUUCAAGCACCAGAUGCUGUGUGACAUGGCCAGAGUACUGGAGCUGCGUCUCAUUCUGCGGCAACCAUCACCACUGUGGCUAUCUUUCACAGUGGAGGAGCUGCAAAUCUUCCAGCAGGGACCAAAGAGCCCCUCUGUGACUUUUCCCAAGUGGCUCUCCCACCCAGUGCCCUGUGAGCAGCCUUCCUUUCUUGAGGGUCUCCCAGAUCCCAGCAGGGUGUCCUCUGAAGUACAGCAGAUGUGGGCGCUGACAGAGAUGAUCCGGGCCAGUCACACCUCCACAAGGAUUGGCCGUUUUGAUGUUGACGGCUGUUAUGACCUGAACUUGCUCUCCUACACUUGAACAGUGGCUCCUAGCUGAGAUUUUGGCCUUUCCAUGCCCACCAGGCUUGGUUUGGGCCGCCAGUGACAGAAGUGUGUUCCCGGUGCAUUCUGAGUGUUGUCUGCAUGUUCAUCCUGUCUGGGCCACGUCCACAGGUUCAAGACUCUUGGGACUCAUUAUGUUGCUUCAGGAUGAGUUCCUGGCAAGGUGCAUUCUUUUUCACCUGGCUGCAACACAAUUCCUUCUACUCUAAAAAUACUCCAAUUCUUUUUACUGAGAAUUCCUGAGUGUCCUCUGCCCAUCCUGCCCACAUACACACCCUAUCUUUUGUAGCUGUCCACACUGAAGCGCAGAGAGCUGGAAUGAACCAGUUCCAUCUAACCCUGGAAGGCCACUGCUACCUUGGCACUAUGAUUGGAAAGCUUGAGGCAGAAAGAGAUGCCCCAUCCUCCUUCCAUGCCCCAUAGUAGUCUUCUUUCUCUUUGUACUAUGUCCACAAAAAUAAUUUCUUCUCUAAAACUUUAUUAUUAUUUUUUUAGUACAUACUUGUCAUAUAUAUCGAUCAUGUUCAUCAUAACAAAUCUCAAUUGUUCUUUUCAUAAAAGAAGUUUCUUGUCUAAACUUUUCUGCUACCUUCUGGGGAGACAAAACUCAGGAUUUUAGUAGCCAAGUUCCUAGGUCCCUGAGCUGGCUCUGGGAUAUGUGUUCAUUGAGCCUGGACAGGCGCCUCUGCAAGCCUAGUGCUUAAGAAUGAGACCAGCUACCUGUCUGCCAUCUGUGCAGCCCAAGCACACCCAUAUCCUUGUCCCAGCUGCCUAAUACAUGCUGAUCAGGAGUCAACCUUGGCAGGGGUAGAUCCAAAGGGGAUUUUCAUUAGUGCCUUUUGAGAGGAUGAGCCCCAGCAGUUCUCCAGGCCAAAUGUUGAGUGAUCCAGGUUGCUGCUGCUUCAAGAGAGAAAAUCUCGUUCCCUUCUGGCUUGUGUCCCUGGAAAAUUGGAUAAACGCAGACUCACCAACCA
Cavia porcellus (domestic guinea pig) is the source of this 1734-nucleotide messenger RNA. It is a transcript of the gene Nicn1, whose product is annotated as nicolin 1, tubulin polyglutamylase complex subunit. Bases 99 to 737 code for a protein of 212 amino acids. The transcript has 6 exons. NCBI's taxonomy places the organism in Eukaryota, Metazoa, Chordata, Mammalia, Rodentia, Caviidae. The record is from RefSeq and is a predicted model, not a curated record. Gene Ontology annotation, cellular component: nucleoplasm.